This is a messenger RNA of Verticillium dahliae VdLs.17, 1659 nucleotides long. RefSeq lists its product as uncharacterized. Bases 1 to 1659 code for a protein of 552 amino acids. The record is from RefSeq and is a predicted model, not a curated record. NCBI's taxonomy places the organism in Eukaryota, Fungi, Ascomycota, Sordariomycetes, Glomerellales, Plectosphaerellaceae. The transcript is spliced from 4 exons.
AUGCCUCGCACUCCCGCGGCACGCGCCAAUUCCCCAUCCGACAGCAGCCCCACACGACAAGGAACCGUCAUGCGGGAUGUAUAUCAUUUCAUCAAGAAAGAGGGCGUGAAUCCAUAUCCCUAUGGGGACGUCUAUGGCGGCCAAAGUGAAUGGCGGGAGAAGUGGAUGAAUUUGGAGCCGAACCCGGAUCCCUAUCACACUCAUGUGAGGGAUAUCUCCAGUGCCGACCACCAGUGGCCACAUUUACGUUUGCUGGCCGAUUUUAUGAACAUUGGCACAGUCACAGCACGGUGGCAGGAGAACCCCGCCGAAGACGACGCCCGUUCGAGAGCGGGACGAACAAUGCGCACCAACACCCGGGAAAGCCUCAAAACCGGCUUGGCUGGCUUGAAGCCUGACCAGAAUCUUACGCUCCGUCUUUUCGUCGUAGAGGACCUCUCGCGAACCGUCAUUGAAGCACUUGGUUACAAGUUUGGUGUGGAACCUGACUUUUUCCGCGAGCAUCUGUACGCCUAUGCCUGGAAUAAUCCGCGCGAUCCCUGGAGAGAUGCCACAAACCUUGAGGUUGACCUCGAACAGCGGCGCUGGUUACAGAUAAGGUUUCCUCGCGCACGGUACUUCCAGAAACAUACGACUUACAGCAUAGAUGCUCGUGGGGAGGAGAUGAAGUUUAACGUUGAGCGUCGAGCAGAUGACGACGAGAACCGCGGGUCUAUUCUUCUCCUUGAUCCGACCAUACAGAACGGAUUGCCGCUGUGGAAAGGAUACAAGAAUUGGGAGAAGCCUCCUUAUCCCCUGCGGAGUGAUCCCUUGCCGGAGGGCCCCAAGCAGACGUCGUUUUUUGACGACUUUGUUUACUGGGCCCAGAAGCCAGAUUGUUUUCCUCAGCUGCCAUCAGAAGAAUGCCCGUCACACAUUCACAUCCCAGUGGCUGCCCUCCUCCAUCUGCUUGCGUCAGAGUGGCUUCUGAUCAUUGAUUAUGUCAAAGCCCGCCUGAAUAUCAUUGAUUGGGAACUUGCCUACCCCCAGCACUUUGUCAAAAACCCCGACGACAUAGACGGCCGCAUGCGCAAGCUCCACGCAUGGCGCCGCUUCAUCCCUGUCUUCCGCGAAAUGCUCUCGGACAUGCUUCUCCACGUCUUUCACAGCUCCUCGCACAUCGAAACCAUGCGUGGCGGUGACUUUGAUACGCGCGCCUGGCUCGCCCACCAGACUAACAAUGACGGCCGCGUCCACGACCUCGUCACCGAUGUUGUCUUGCAACCGUACAAGCGCGACUUUGCCCUUGUCCUUGGCGCCAUGGAGGAGUUCCAGAAGCGUCUCGAGCGUCUGACCCAGCUGGCGGUGCAAACGUCCAUCGUUGACGACUCGCGCCGCAGCAUGGCCGACAACCGCAAUCUACACCGACUCACGUGGCUGGCGACGCUGUUCCUGCCGUUGAGCUUCAUAGCCGCGCUUCUGUCGAUGCAAUCCAAGGUGUCUGAGCUGGGGCACACAUUGCGGAUGUGGGCGGUCAUUGCUGCGCCGAGCGCUGGAUUGACGCUGUUCGUCGUGCUGCUUAUCAGCUCGACCACGGCGAAGAAGGCCAUGUCGGAUUUCCCAUGGUUUGGCAACUGGAAACCGUUUGUAAAGAAGGAUUCCAGCCGUAAGAGAAGGUGA